Molecule: messenger RNA, 1947 nt
Organism: Erigeron canadensis
Lineage: Eukaryota; Viridiplantae; Streptophyta; Magnoliopsida; Asterales; Asteraceae
Product: protein FAR1-RELATED SEQUENCE 9
Exons: 3
Coding region: 172-1824 (550 amino acids)
Biological process (GO): regulation of DNA-templated transcription
Molecular function (GO): zinc ion binding
Source: RefSeq, a predicted model, not a curated record
AAAGAAGGCAAAGAAAAAAGUAAAAGGGAACUGAAGAAAGAGGGGAGUCACAGUCGAAGUCCCAUCCGACCGACCUACAGAACAGAACAGCCGCCGCAAACUCUCGAGUGACCGGACAUCGUACGGAACAAAGACUAAGCCUACUACGGUAUCCAGGCAGAAUAUAAAGUAAUGAACAUUGGCAGUAGACAGGUGGAAAUGGGCCUCGAGAGUAGUCGUAGUGAUCAGCAUUUUGUAAAUUAUCUGAAACGAUUGCAAGCCCAGAAUCCCGGUUUCUUUUUAGCAAUUGAAUAUGACAGUGAUGGUAAUGGAAACGGAAAUGGGAAUAUUUUUUGGGCUGAUUCUAGUUUUAGGAUGAAUUAUAGUUUUUUUGGUGAUUCGGUUAGACUGGACACCUCGUAUAGAGUCCAUGAUUAUAGUGUACCAUUGGUUUCCAUCACGGGGCUUAAUCAUCAUGGUCAGCCGGUUUUAUUUGGUUGUGGAUUGCUUUAUUACGAGUCUGAGUCUGGCUACGUUUGGUUACUUCAAAAUUGGGUACAUGCUAUGGCGGGAAAUUAUCCAGUCUCGAUUACAACUGAACCUGAUCAUCAUAUUCAGAUGGCUGUUGCACAUGUUUUGCCUCAAACCCGUCACCGUUUUUGUAAAUGGAGCAUAUUUAGAGAAACUCACGAGAAGUUGGUUCAUAUUUCUCAAACACAUCCUACAUUUGAUAUGGAUUUUAGGAACUGUAUUCAUGCUGCAGAUACGGUCGAUGAGUUUGAGUCUUGUUGGCAAGAUCUUAUAGAAAGAUACUCUGUUUUGGAUAAUGAAUGGAUUCAGUCAAUUUACAAUGCACGUCAUCAGUGGGUUCCGGUUUAUAUGCAAGAGACAUUUUUUGGAGAAUUACACAAAAAAGAAACUCCGAAUGCAUUCUUUGAUGGUUUUGUGGAUGAGACAACAUCGAUUCAGUUGCUAGCUAAACAAUAUGAGAGUGCGGUAAUCAGCUGGCAUGAGAUGGAACUGAAGGCAGACUAUGAGACUAGUAGCACUACGCCACUUCUAAAAACGCCUUCUCCUAUGGAAAAACAAGCUGCUAGUUUGUAUACUAGAAAAGCAUUUGUAAAGUUUCAAGAGGAGUUAGUGGAGACUCUUGCUAAUCAAGCGACUAAAGUUGAAGAUAAUGGAACUGUGACAACUUAUAGAGUUGCUAAAUUUGGAGAAGAACAGAAAGCACAUAUUGUUAGGUUCAAUACAGCUGAGAUGAAAGCUAUUUGUAGCUGCCAGCUGUUUGAGUUUUCAGGUAUUAUAUGCCGGCAUGCUUUAUCAGUGUUUAGAGCAAAAAAUGUACUUACACUUCCAUCUCAAUAUAUUUUGAAGAGAUGGACAAAGGAUGCCAAGGGAAGUGGUGGUGUCAUUGAAGAAUAUGUUCCAGAGCUACCAAGCGAUUCUCAAGAGUCUCUGACUGUACGUUAUAACAAUCUCAGACACGAGGCUAUAAAAUUUGUAGAAGAAGGAGCUAAGUCCAUACAUAGCUACCAUGCGGCAUUGGAUGCCCUGCAAGUUGCUGUAAACAAAGUCACUGCUUCAAAGAAACAAAGUUUCAGACUGAACCACAGCGGAGGAAAUCAAGAAUCUCAAAAGGAUAAUGGAAGUCAACAAGCGCCAUAUCAAUUGAGGAGUGAGAAGGAAAAGAAACUUCGUGAAUUGACUACUGAGUUAGAAAAUACAAAUCAGAGAUGUGAAGUGUAUCGUGCCAAUCUAUUGACAGUUUUGAGAGACAUGGAGGAGCAGAAGUUGAAGCUUUCUGUUAAAGUGCAGAAUGCAAGGCUAAGCUUGAAAGAAUAAAUGCAGCUGCAAUACGAGAUUGUUGCUUUGGUGCACAAAAGUGUUUUUGAUUAUUUGGCCCAUUGUCAAAAGACAAACCCAUGUACAGCCGAAAACGCAAUAUAUACUGCCAUAAAUGCAACA